ACCUGAUGGUGGUUUAACACAUCAGCGAAGUGACGGAAGAUGUACCCUCGAAAUCGGUAAAACUCGGAAUUGUUCGGUUCGGAACCGUUUAACACGUGAAUCGAUUGCAGUUGGCCAUCUUUCUGCCGGUAUACGUCAGCUAUAACCCACCGACUCAUUACCGGCUUCUGUAUUGACUGUCUUCCCGCCCUCUGCGUGUGCCAGAUCCGGCCACAUGUGGCACAAAGGAGUCAGAGCUGGCAGAGCCCCCCCGCUUGUAAGCUAUGAGGAGUGCAGAACCACAGCUGAUUGGCUGCUGAAACACACCCAGCUGCGACCCGCCGUGGGAAUCGUGUGCGGGUCGGGCCUGAGCGCGCUGGCCGACAUGCUCAAGGAUCCGCAGGUCUUCAAGUACUGCGACAUUCCCAACUUCCCCCACAGCACAGUACGCGGUCACGCUGGCAAGUUGGUGUUUGGGACACUAAAAGGGAAGCCGUGUGUUUGCAUGCAGGGCAGGUUCCACCUCUAUGAGGGCCACCCAAUCCAGAAGAUCACGCUGCCCAUGCGCGUCUUUAAGCUGAUGGGUGUGAAGACGAUGAUCAUGACCAACGCUGCAGGAGGCCUCAACCAGGACUACAAAGUGGGAGACGUCAUGAUCAUCAAGGAUCACAUCAACAUGCCCGGCUUUGCUGGAGUCAACCCGCUUUGUGGGCCCAACGACGACAGGUUUGGCGUCCGUUUCCCCUGCAUGUCCGACGCCUACGACCGCGAGCUGCAGCAGCUGGCGCACGACGUGGCGGCCGAGCUCGGCUUCAGCAGCUUCCUGCGGGACGGCGUGUACGCCGUCAUCGGAGGGCCGUCCUUCGAAACCAUCGCCGAGUGCCGCAUGCUGCACCGCCUGGGGGCCGACGCUGUUGGGAUGAGCACCGUCCACGAGGUGAUCGUCGCGCGCCACGCCGGGAUGCGCUGCUUCGCCAUGUCGCUGAUUAGCAACCGGGCGGUGAUGGACUACGACAGCCGGGAGAAGGCCAACCACGACGAGGUUCUGGAGACGGGCCAGCUGAGGGCCAAGCAGAUGGAGGUUCUGGUGUCCACCAUGGUGGCCCGGAUCGACGACGACGAGAACGAUGACAAGAACAACUCCUAAACCCGACGACGACUUGUAAAUGUUACAGUUUUAAACCACGAGAGCAGAAAUAGAAACAACUUCUACUGACUGUUACUUUAAAAUAAGUCAAAUACUCUUUGAACAAAUGGACUUUGACACACUCCUCUUUAUACUUGAGUCCUAUAGACUGUAGGUUUUCACAGAUUCCUGCUGUGCUGCUUUGCACUGUGUUCACCUGGCUAAUUUAGCAUUUUUGCAACUUUAUUUUACAAUUAUUUAUUGUCAAAGCUGUAACAUUCCCUAAUAUCGGUACAAAGCGGAACAACUCACUGCACGUCUGAAAUGUUGACAACUGUAAAAGUGAGAUGUAAAAGGAUCUAAGAUAUUUAUGAGAUGUAUUUAUGUGGUGGUUCGGGUUGUUUGGAGACUUAUUUUAAGAAGGGAAGCUGCUUUACACGGGGCGACGGUCAGUGUAUUUAAAUAUGAUUAAUGAGCAUUUGUCAGUUUUACUUUAUUUUACAAUCAUGGCUUCAAUUUUCUAAUAAAUUACCUGGAAUCAAAGUGA
This is a messenger RNA of Poecilia reticulata (guppy), 1652 nucleotides long. RefSeq names its product purine nucleoside phosphorylase 5b (gene pnp5b). Gene Ontology annotation, biological process: nucleoside metabolic process. Lineage: Eukaryota; Metazoa; Chordata; Actinopteri; Cyprinodontiformes; Poeciliidae. Gene Ontology annotation, molecular function: purine-nucleoside phosphorylase activity. Gene Ontology annotation, cellular component: cytoplasm. The record is from RefSeq and is a predicted model, not a curated record.